This is a messenger RNA of Suillus fuscotomentosus, 2127 nucleotides long. RefSeq lists its product as uncharacterized. The record is from RefSeq and is a predicted model, not a curated record. The transcript has 3 exons. The coding region runs from base 1 to 2127 and encodes 708 amino acids. Lineage: Eukaryota; Fungi; Basidiomycota; Agaricomycetes; Boletales; Suillaceae.
AUGCGUCGCAUGUCCUCUGUCUUCUUUGCGAGACGUGCUGACAAGCCUGAUGCACCGUCAUCCAACAACAUCGACCCUCCCCCACAAGAAGCUACGAAACGGAAGACUAGAAUGUUUAACUCGCUUUCUCGAAAAGCAGUACCCACACAGCUCGUCACUAGCGGUUCUUCCUCCUCAACAUCAUCCGGCUCUGCGGAGUUGCGUACUCCUGACGAUGAAGAGUUGCCCCGCAUACGCAUGCCCAGCCAGAAAGGUAGCUGGAAAUCAUGGUUAGGGGCGAAAAACCUGGACAGAGUUGAAGCAGACACGAAAUCAGCUUGGCUACCGCCUUUCCCGACGACAGGGAUCACAUUACGUCCUCCACCGAAACCGACAUCGAAUGAAACGGAUGAUACGUCAUCUGAAUCUGAAUCUGAAGCAGAUCAUCUUCAGGAUUCUCCCAUUCAGAACUUUUCACAAUCUAUUACCCAGGCACGAAAGACUCGGCUGACUGUGAUCGUCCUUCCUUGCCCUCCUCUUUUGGAUAUUCCCCACAAUACACCCUUCCCCCGUUCUUGUCUUCGUGUGGGACAUGUUCGUUGCCGAGACACCCUGGAAUCCAAGAUGCACAAAGCACUACUCUUGAGCAGGCUGGAGUCCCUCUCCCCCGCAGAGGAGCGCUGUCUGGCACCCCUUGGCAGUCGGUCCGUGGCUCUGAAAGAAGCACCGGCAUACAAUCCCGAUGUCGACACUUGGCCGAAGGCACAAUUCUUAAGGAGAAACAGCGAAGGUCUCGGCAAUUGGGUGGCUCGCCCUUGUUACGAAGACCGAGUUCUUGUCUGGACUCGCCAGGAACGUUCCGGUGAAAUUGUCACCUCUGGCAUCUCUGGGUCACAGCUUGGUGUCGCGGCUCUCGAAUUAUCGGAGCCGUUACAAAUACUGGCGGGUUUACUAUCCGACAUUGAUGAUGGCUUCGAUCCGUCUGCAGAGCCUAAGCCGUUCCUACCUACCUCUGGGGCUGCCGCAGUCGCAUUGCCAUCGACGGAAAAACCCACCCUUUCCGUUGCCGUCGCAGACUUUGAAUUCUCGCCCCUUACGCUUGCAGUUGACUCACCGGACGAAUCUAAAAAGGAAACUUGCAAUCUCAACGCAGCAGAGCCUACCCCUAGACCCGCUGUCAAACGAGGUGUCAGGUUCGCGGAAGAAGGCAAGGACGACCAAAUUCCCUUGGGUUAUGUCCUACGUAUCAAGAAAAGGCGCGAAGAGAAAGCCAGGUUUCUUCGUGAAGAGCGUGAGAAGCGAGAAUUGGAAGCGGGACGGCGUGCGCAGGAUGUCAGGCGCGCGCGUGAGGAAGAACACCGUUUGCGGGAGGAAGAACGCCGGUUGUGGGAAGCGCAAAUGAGAGAGCAGGAAGAGGAGCACAAGGCUCGUGAACUCCACAAGAAGAAAAUAGAAGAAGAAAGACGACACCAGAAUUACGCCUCGGAGUUGCAGGCUUCGCGGACCCGCCGAGAAGCCUCUAGAGCUGGCCAUAUCUCCUCUUCGUCCUCCCUGGUUCGGGACAUAGAACGUGAUAGAUCUGCAUCCCGUGGUGCUCACCCAUCUGGGUCACCGUCAAUGCGCCAACGGACAACGGAUCUCAAGGUCUCUUCUUCAAAUCUCUCGCCUGGCGAUGGUUCUCCUGCCAGCUCGAUGCCAGCUACCCCGGGGAGCCAGCAUAGCUUCUCGGGGCCUCCAUCCGUCUACUCAACUCACACCACCUCAUCAGAAGAUGCACGAGGUCGGGAUGGGCGACACAUUAGCAAACGUACCUCUGUUGCAUUUGACCCGUCAAAGCAAUAUUCGUUGCCGUUGUCGAAUCCACGCGCGUCACUUCUACCAUACAACCCUUGGGGCAACAUGCCGGUUUUCGCCUUUUGCCGUUCAGCCAAUUCCGCCGGUUCCCAUCUCUCCCAUGAUGGCCAUGCCAUUCUAUUCCUUGGACCCUUUACUUCCCCCUUCCCCUGCUUUCAUGAUGAACCAGUUUGGCAUGAUGAAUCAGUUCGGACCGCAGCCGCACUUGCAACCGUACCCUUCCCAUGGUCAAGUUCCCUCGUCUCCACGACAAAACAGCUUUUCGACCCACAGCGUAGAAGGCGUCCACCAUAA